AUGGUAAAAGAAAUAGAAAAAUUGAAAGUAAUUACUGGAACUUUAGACGAUGUUGAUAUCAAUCAAGAUAAAAAUAGAGAAUUUAUGAAAAAUUUUGGAAAGUCUCUUGUUAAGAAUCUAUUAUACUUAACUUCUCAUCAAAGAAGAAUUAUUAAAGAACUAUGUUCUUAUAGAGCUAUUUCUCAUGAUCAACAAAUAAUCAAACAAGUAUUUUCUUCAUUAUUUUUCCUAAGGUAUUGUUUUCUUCCUUUGGUUAAAUAUCCUUCUUUAUUAAAGAUACUUCAAAAAGGAGUUUCUGAAUGGAUUUUUGAAAGAACAACAUUUCAUAGAAUACCAGAAGACCCUAUGCUUAAUUUAAAAAAUGUUCUUGAUACUAUCUUUGAAUUUAUUAUGGAAUAUCCUAAUAGUCUUGAAGUAGGAAUGAUAAACAAAGAUAAACAAGAAGAGUCUUUGUGUAACUUGCUUUUAAUUCUAAAAGAUAAUUUAAAUAUAUUAAGUGCUUAUUAUGCUGAUGGAUUUGGAGAAAUAUUUUCUCUUGUGAAAGGAAAUCAAUACAUAGGCACUCCAACAAGUAUGUCAUAUGCUUUAGAUGAAAUAAAAGAAUGGACAGUAACUAAGUUAGAGACAAUGGCUCAAUUGAACUUUGAACUUAAAAUGAAAGUCCAACAAAUGAGAGAAAUAAAUGAGAAAAUCAAGCAAAGAAUUGUCUUGACUUCAUCACUUUUUUCUCAAUAA
Molecule: messenger RNA, 735 nt
Organism: Entamoeba nuttalli P19
Lineage: Eukaryota; Evosea; Mastigamoebida; Endamoebidae
Exons: 1
Coding region: 1-735 (244 amino acids)
Source: RefSeq, a predicted model, not a curated record